Effrenium voratum is the source of this 1560-nucleotide messenger RNA. NCBI's taxonomy places the organism in Eukaryota, Dinophyceae, Suessiales, Symbiodiniaceae. The record is from the annotation of a GenBank genome assembly.
CAAGCUAUUAACUAUCAGCCGCCAGCAUAGGCAUGGUACUGCGAAAGCGGAGGAAGGACCCGAGUGGCACCGAGACACCAAAGAGGAAACGGCAAGCCACAGAAGCGGUUAAGCCUGCGCCAGCAGCUCCGCGUCAGUCGCUGUUUCAAACGGAUGUGUCCUUCGCCAAGUUGGGACUGGCAAGGUGGAUUGUAGACACCUGUGCCAAGCUGGGCAUGGCUCACCCAACUGACAUACAGGCAAUGUGCAUUCCACCUAUUCUGGCUGGAAAGAACAUUGCAGGUAAUGCGAGGACCGGAAGUGGGAAGACGGCCGCCUACAGCCUUCCGAUUCUUCACCACUUGUCCAAAGAUCCCUAUGGCGUUUUCGCACUGGUAUUGGUGCCUGUUCGCGAGUUGGCCUUUCAAGUCACUGAGAACUUCCGCGCGAUGGGCCAGUCGAUCGGCGUGACUGUGGCAGAGAUUGUGGGAGGCAGAGACUUCUCCAUCCAGAGCCAGACCAUUGCCGACCGAAGCCACAUACUUGUUGCAACCCCUGGACGGUUGGCGGACCUGUUACGAGGAGAUUUUGCUUUGGCCAAAGCAUUUCGCAAGCUACACACGCUGGUUCUGGAUGAAGCUGACGAUCAGCUGUUGACCCAAACUUUCGACGACCCUUUGGGACAAAUCCUGGAGGUGCUGCCGAAAUCGCGGCAAACCUUGUUCUUCUCUGCAACCGUCACUCAGUGCAUUGAGAAGCUCAAGAAGGGUAAGGAGCUCACUUUGAUUGACGCUAAUCCCAACGAGGAGAGUUUGGAGACCCUUACUCAGCUCUAUGUGUUUGUGCCCAAGUCUGUCCAGAUCAACUAUUUGCACUACCUCCUGCAGAAGCAUUUUCCAGAGGAGAGCUGUAUAGUUUUUGCUGCCAGCCUGGAUGAAUGCCAGCUGCUCACCACCAUGCUGGACAUCUUAGGUUUUGAGGUCACGGGCCUGCACUCGCUGCAGUCGCAGCGUCAGCGCCUGGCGAGUUUGGGGAAGUUCCGGGCCAGCCGCGCCAAGAUUCUGGUGGCCACGGAUGUGGCGGGCAGAGGCUUGGACAUCCCCUCGGUGGCAGUGGUCCUCAACAUGGGCCUCCCUUAUGAUGGCGACUCCUACGUGCACCGCGCGGGGCGAACCGCCCGAGCCGGACGACCUGGGAAGGUGGUCACCUUGAUGAGCGAGUUGGAUGUCUCGCGCGUGGAGGCCAUCGAAAGGCGCAUCGGCAAGCAGCUGGAGUUGCUCCCGACCAAGGAGGAAGAGGCGAUCAAGCUGCUGUCCAAGACCACCAAGGCCUUGCAACGCGCCGAGCUGCUCCUUUCGGAGGUUGGCUUCGCGGAUCAAAUUGCUGAACACCGUGGGGCGCAAAAAGAGCAGAAGAAAAAGAAGGCCCAAGCACCUGGCAGCCAAGCGCAGGCUGACAGCAAAGAGCUGACUGGCAGCAAAGGGCUGAAGAAGAAAGGUCUGAAGAAGAAUCCAAAGGCACUGGGCAAAGCCACUGCUAAGCACAAGGCUUGAGACACAAGUGUAGACGCGUAGCCGAGAA